GUCAGAAAAGGUUCCAUUCAGUACGAAAAAGCCAGCGGGUGAAAGAAGCUUCACAACGAAAUUGAAAUACCUGACCAUGAAAUCGAAACAACUUCUAGCAGCAGCUGUCUGCCUAGCUGCUGCCCUAAUUUUGGGGACACAGGCACAGGAGAAUGCAAUGUUGCAAAUUCCCCCUUCACUGGUCGAGUGCUACAACACGUCAUUCUUCAUGAACCGGGAUAAUCGUCUGCCAGCCAAUAUGGACACGCUCAUCUCGCUUAUCGAGAAGGUGGAAAACAGCUACGCUGGAACUUCGGGGGUGCAAGCCGAUAUUCGAACUGUGGCGGUGUCCUUGCUGCAUCGUUUCCGACAGGAUGGCAUUAAAAAGGCCGCUGGAAUUAAUGCCGCUGAUGGCGUAAUACCGUACAGUCCAACGGGUUUCCAGUUUCCCAAGUUCAAAAUUUUGCUAUCACGUUUAAUUCCGGGAAACGCCAACAGCUUUCCCAACAGUUCGUUGACAAGUGUGGAACGGUGUUCCCUCCAUUUUAUGCUAUCAAGCACUUUUGACACGAGAUCGCGGGGUGAUGAGAACAACGUGUGCAACCAGCUCUCUCAGUAUCGAGCCCAGCGACUGCCGCGGUCCCUAAGGAAGGACUAUGACAACAACUUCAUUAGCGAUGUUGAAUGGCUAGAGACACGGCAGAAACGAGGACGAUCUUCCAUCUCUGCCUCAAAGUACGAACAGUUGGGAGAAUUGGACUAUGAAUCCGACUGGGCCUAUGCCGGUUCUGAAGGAACUAGCCAGUGCCCUGUGGAGGAUGGCCUUGUUCGGACGCGCUGGGGAACGGUUUCAGCAGGUACACUAAUUGCCGGCAUCGCAGCUGGCGUCCAGCAACAGACAAUCCAAUUGACUACCCUGUUGGCCCUUUCCUCUCAGAGACGUGCACGUGGUCGCAGUCAGUCUCAAACAACCAGUACCAUCGACAAUAGGUGGGCGGCUACUUUGUCUGGGGACUUGGCGGAAGUAACGUUGGUCCAGCUUCCGGCGUCGACCACUCCAGCUUCUGUUGGAGCUACCGGCGGGUGGAAUGAUACGGUUCUGCCACAUUGGUACUUUUUGUCGCAGCGCACCAACCUUGAGGCGACUGAUGCGGAGAUCCGGGGCGGCCUUGAUGGGUUGAUUCUUGCAAAAAAUGUGGCCAGUUGGAGAACUCAGGCAUCCAGCCUUAAACUUUCUCAACUAUUACGCAUGUACUACUCCACAAACGGGGUCCUCAGUUCGGGAAUCAAUGCCUGCAGUAGGCAAAGCCAAUUCACAAAUGUGGCACCAUCACAGGAAAUGGAGGACCAGACUAGCGCCUUUGCAGCACUAUUGGAUCGGGAGAUGCAAUUGCGUGUUACCCUCCAGCCGGUCGUUAUUUCUCAGUUUGCCGGUAACGCCACCGCAGCGCUGGUAACUUAUGUGCCACAAUCGUUAAACGAUGUCUCCUGUACGGCGACAACCAAUCUUGACUUGACGGAUGUCAUUACUCCCAUGACUAACCUAUAUAUUUUCUUGGAUACUUCUUGGCAGUAUAGCACCAUUGUUGACUAUGUGACUUAUGUUAUCCAGCAGUUAAAUGUGCAUCCCUAUGCCAGCACAGUCACCAUGCUUUCGGCACAUGAUGGGUCGAUCAUCGUGAACACCACGAACUAUAUCACCGAUGUUUAUCAGCAAUGGAAUGUCACUACGCAGGCUUUAUAUACUCAGGGAUUCAAUCUUCCUAAUGUGCUGCGAACGAUUCAGAACCUUACCCAGAACCUAAUGAACGAGGAAAAAACUAAUUCCAGUUUAAGUGGGCACUCCUUGGUGGCUCUAAUCAUUCCAAACCAGUCAACCGUUAAUGAUGGCGACUCCAGCUACGCCACUACAGAAAUACAGUACAUCCAAGAGCAGAUUCCAGACCUGCGCUUUAUAUACUAUGGCGGUGGAAGCAUUCAAAGGUUUUCGAGCUUUGUCCGCGAUCCCUCCCAAGAUCUAUUCUCCCUUACUUUGGGCAGUACAGCGGCGACAUCGGCUGGACCAGUAGCAAAGCGCAUUAUCCAAAUUCCUCGACGCGUUAUUAACCCACGUUGCGGAUCAAAUUGGUACACAAGUAGCUGGGGCACUGACCAAACAGCCCAAUAUGUGGGGCCCGGCAAGGUCAACUUUUACAGGGUCUCGGCAAACUAUUUCUUUGGAACUGGCGCGAACCGGUAUUUGACCAUUCAGUCCCAAAACGGAGGAAGUUACACGAUAUGUACUUCCCGCACAUACUCCUGGCCGCAACAGAACUCGACCACUAGCUCUACAGCUACGUCAAUAGAUCAGAGUUGCUCGCAAAUAAGCGGAAGUAGUUAUAGCUACGAUCUGUCAAGCGCCUGUAAUGGCUACUACACUAUCACCCAGUGUCCAGACUUGUAUUUGUCGGUCCAGGCUACCUCAAAUACCACAUCCUGCACACAGGAUGCCUGUCAGACCCCUGACCAAUGGCGUUAUAUUAUGUCAAUGGUAAACAUGGGAUGCUACAGCGGAGUCUCGGGCCUAGCAGCCAGCCUCCUUACAAUUCUUCUCGCCUUGUUGGUUCACAGGCUGGUUCAGUGAUCGGUGGCUAGUGUAUGGUAGUAUUAGUGGUUACCUUACCUUACCUUCCCGUCCCCCAAUACAAACAAUUAUUUGUCCUUUACUAUAAUCUUAUAUUUUUUCGUAAAUAAGUUGUAUGUCCCAGUGAAACAGUCGUGAAUAAAUUUCCCCACUAUAACUACA
This is a messenger RNA of Drosophila takahashii, 2764 nucleotides long. RefSeq lists its product as uncharacterized. NCBI's taxonomy places the organism in Eukaryota, Metazoa, Arthropoda, Insecta, Diptera, Drosophilidae. The record is from RefSeq and is a predicted model, not a curated record.